Messenger RNA from Phascolarctos cinereus (koala), 1732 nucleotides. Its product is annotated as liver-expressed antimicrobial peptide 2-like. NCBI's taxonomy places the organism in Eukaryota, Metazoa, Chordata, Mammalia, Diprotodontia, Phascolarctidae. Gene Ontology annotation, biological process: defense response to bacterium; antimicrobial humoral immune response mediated by antimicrobial peptide. The record is from RefSeq and is a predicted model, not a curated record.
UGGGCUGAGCUGCCUAUGUGAAGGAGAAGGAGCUGGCCAGGGACCACAGACAGCGGCAGCAGAGGCUGUGGCAUCGCCAGUGAUCCAGCCUGCAAGGUCUGGCCAUGAAGGGGUUGCUCUUCGCGGUCUCCGUGCUAUUCCUACUUCUGCCUUUUCAGCAGGUUGUGUCAAGCCCCGUGAAGGACAAGGAGGCCUCUGAACGUGAGGCUGAGAUGGAUACUUUGAUUGGGGCUGGUUCUCUGAGGCAGCCCCUGCUUCUUCGGGUGGCUCGGAUGACUCCAUUCUGGAGGUCACUGGGCUACAAACCUUCCCAGGCCCAUUGCUUGCGGGACCUGGAGUGCAUCAGCAAAUACUGCAGGAAUGGCUUCUGCUCAAAGCCUCACUUGGAAUCCUGAAGCCAUGGAUGCUGGGGCUACAGAAGUGCCAGAGGCCCCCUGAGCCCCUCUACCCUUCCUCACCUCCACUUCAUUUAGGGGCUCUAAACAUCUUCUCCUUGCUUUGCUUCACUGGAUGACAUAUGCCUUUUCCCAAGCUUUCAGAAGAGGGGGGCAGUCAUGCCCAUUAACUUUGCCCCUGUGCACCCCAGUCUGAACCCUGCCCCUGGAGAAAGCCCUCGGUCCCCCUUCCAGUUGGGCUCUGUCCUGAAGUAGACAGCUUCCAGCUGUUGGGGAUACAAAGCCAUAACUAGGUUGUGGCACCCAGGCCUUUGUCCUAAGACACCAAAAUUGAGAGGGUGAUGAUAGCUCUUACUCUGCUUUGAUAGCAUAGAAACAAUUGGACAAGAAUAAUUAGUUAAAAAUCAGAUGCUACCAGUUGACAUGACACCUCCCCUCACUAGCUGCACCUGAGAUAAUUCUUUCCCCCCCACCAACUGCCCCCAUCAUGAUCUCCUCAGAAGCAGUUGCAGGGAAUGCCAAGGCCUCAGUGCAGGAGUCUUUGUCUCUCUAUUUUGGGGUAGUACCCCCCAGGGGGUUUUGUGCCCCAGCAAAUUUCCCUCCCGCAAAUGAAUUUCUCUCAAAAGGUUGAUUAGAGGUCCUAUUCCAUGUUGCUUGCCUCAGGCACCAAAAUCGCUCCUUAUAGCCCUAUUAGGGAGGAGCCCUGGGGCCUGGGUAGGGAUUUGCUGCUCUAGAGAGUUUCAGAUAAUUCAGUAUGGGAGAGGGUAGGUGGACCCUGGUACAUACCUACUGAUGACUGGUCAGUGAAGGAGGAGGGAGAAAUCUGGGAAGAGAGCAUCUCCCUGGUACUAAAGAUCUGAGGUUUGCAGACCUCAUCAGCCCAUAAAUUGUCCCCUGUCACCAAGGCAGAGCCCAGCCCUCCCUCCGUGGCCCCUAUUCCCAGGCUGUUCUCUGCCCAUCUAGAAUUUCUUACCCUCUUCAGGGUGGCCCCAGAAGUAUACUGUAAAAGGUCUUCUCUUUGGGGGGAGGCAUGUGAUUCUCCCAGACUGCACUAUUUCAGUGAUUUCCCUAAACCCCAGCCCCCUAGGGAUGAUCUGAAAGGCCAUGUGUCCAUAUCACACCGACCAUGCCACAAGAGAAAAAGCCAAAGUAUGCCUAUGAGUUUGCAAGCAGUUUAAAUUGGAUGUAGGCAAAGAUGCACCUGCUCCCUUCCUUGCUCACAAACUCACAUUGUGUGAAUUAGCCAGCCCUUGGAGACCUCUGACCUUAAAGGAGACCUUGUGCUUCUCUGUGAGGUGUUCAGGUGGGAGGAUGAAUAAAGUCUGCCAUGCACUUUA